Messenger RNA from Pocillopora verrucosa, 2058 nucleotides. The record is from RefSeq and is a predicted model, not a curated record. NCBI's taxonomy places the organism in Eukaryota, Metazoa, Cnidaria, Anthozoa, Scleractinia, Pocilloporidae.
AUGAAAAUCGCCCGCCAAGGCAACCUUGUAAACGACUGUCGACACUGUUACGUGACAACUCCAAAGUUGCACUGUUGUCCCUCCUCUAAAAGACGUUACGCUUUAUUGGAGUUUUCCAAGGAACCCAGCUACACGAGGAAUUAUCCAAGAAAAGAUAUGCAAGCGACGUUAUCGAUUUGUUUAUUGAUCUUCGGCGUUUGUUUGCAAGGAGAUUUCUGUGAAAGUAAUAAAAUAUGUCGUGGAAAGCAAUACACUGUUAAAAGUGCUGAUGGAAACUUUGAAAAAUGUCAGCCUUGUGGAGUCUGCAAUGAGGGAUGGGGGCUGGAACCAAAAUGUGGAAGUAUUGUUAUAAGCCCUGUAAAUGAAACUUAUUGCCAGCGUUGCCAUGAUGGAAUAACAUAUUCUGACACUUAUGACUCUUCUCCUUGUUAUAUGUGUCAGCACUGUGCAGAACAUGAGAUUGUAAAAACAUCCUGCACAAGUGAUACAAACACCAAAUGCAGUGGAACUUGUGAAUAUGGUUAUUACUAUAAUGCUCAGGAUGCAUCACAUGCAUGUCAUGAGUGUUCUCAUUGUUGUUCUGAUGGAAAAGAUGAGAUACAAGCAGAAUGUGUAAGACAUGGCCUUGAAAAAAGACACUGCAGCCUGCGAAUGGAUACAAACUGUGGUCCUACCAUAAAACCUUCAAUUAGCAGCAAUACUGGAGAUUCAGGAAAAUUUAGGCCAAUUUACAUCCUGUAUAUUUGUAUUGGUGCACUUGUUGGUGUAGUAAUUUUACUUGUUGCAGUAUUACUUAAAAGAAGAAAUGCAGGUCAAAAUAACCUGUCAGAGGACACCAAUCCUGAGCAGGGUAUUAAGCAGCAUGAGGCCCAACCAAUGAUUCACAUAAAUGGACGUGCUGACCCUCAGCUUGACAACAGUAAUCUGACAACUCCAACACAAAGUGGAAAAUACAACCAUGAGUCUACACAAGUUUCCAGUGGCACUACACUUCACCCAGUUUUCUCUGGACUGAAUCCUGGUUACACUCAUUCCAACGCAGGAACACCUCGUGUGUCACCCAAGGGAACACCUGAUUUAUCCAGGCAGCAGGAUGGGCAGAUAAAAAUUAUCCAGCAUCCUACAUCUCAAAAACAAACAGAAAGACUGCGUGUGGAAUUCUCAUGCAAAUGUGAGGUACCUAGUGGAAUUCAAGUUUUGUACCAGUGGUUCAAAGAUGACCAAGAACUUGAGGGAAAAACCUCGGACACUCUCCUCUUGGAUUCUGUUAGAAUGCAAGAUUUUGGGUGGUACAGAUGCCAGGUUUCUUGUUCAGGUGACACAAGAAAGGAACCGGUUAAGUCAGGACCUGCAGAAUUGAAUGUUACUCCAUGCCCUGGAAAAAAAUUUAAGACUUUAGGAGAGCUCGAAUUUAAAACAAAACAUCGAGUAGCUAUGCUUCUUGAGAACACAACUCCAGGUGUUGGUGGAUGGAGGGAAAUAGCUCAUCGAAAUGGAAUGGAUGAUGAUUUAGUGAAGAAUUUGGAGACUAAACAGGACCCUGGAGAGAAGGUUGUGGACUUUUUACUGGCAUUUAAACCGGAUUUACAAGUUUACAGGUUUUGCAAGACACUCAAAGAAAUAAAAUGCUUCAAUAUUGUGAAAGUUUUAGAAGACGAGCUUGUUAACUAGUGACUCAAAGAUCAUAGUACCCUAACGCCCUAUCGUCUUUUCUGUCGGUUACCGAUCACUUCGCCGACAUGUCAACUCGCCGACACCAUUACUCAAUCAAGUCUUUCCACAGCUCUGUAAUUCCUCUAAACCAUCGCUGUUGAGAGGAAAUGUUUCAUGGUUCGUCACUCGUGGUAGCCAUGACCUGCCUCAUUUAAUGUUAUUGUCACAAAGAUGUGAAUAGGUCACUGUUCGUGCAUGCGUCAGGAAUAAAUCUUUAUUGUAGAAGGUAAAAAGUGUUUAGCCUAGAUGCGUUGUUCUAGAUGUGACAUUAUGAUCAGUGAGAUCUGAGCACGGGUUGCUAGUAUUUUUAUUGUACAAUUUUAUGAAUAAAAUACAUGCUUGUAA